Messenger RNA from Saccharomyces mikatae IFO 1815, 2316 nucleotides. It is a transcript of the gene RFX1, whose product is annotated as Rfx1p. Gene Ontology annotation, biological process: regulation of transcription by RNA polymerase II. The coding region runs from base 1 to 2316 and encodes 771 amino acids. The transcript has a single exon. Gene Ontology annotation, molecular function: DNA-binding transcription factor activity, RNA polymerase II-specific; RNA polymerase II cis-regulatory region sequence-specific DNA binding. The record is from RefSeq and is a predicted model, not a curated record. NCBI's taxonomy places the organism in Eukaryota, Fungi, Ascomycota, Saccharomycetes, Saccharomycetales, Saccharomycetaceae.
AUGUCUGAUAAUAAUAAGAUUGAACCUACUCGUCGAGGCUCGAACGAUAAUAGCAACGGUCCUUGCAACGGAUCUUCAACAAACAGCAACCGGUAUAGCUUAAGCGCUCCCAAGUACAGCAGACAACCACCUUCAGCGUCACAUACGUAUCUGCCUCCAAUGGCAGUGAAUAUCCCGCCUAUAGCCACCAAAUCUUCGUCAAUAUACAGUCUUCUACAUCAAAGUUCCUCUAGCUCGGAAAUACCAAACCCAAUAUUACCGCCUCUUAUUGGUGGCGGCUCCAACACUCACAAUAAUUCUCCCGCACCUGCACAUCCCCCUUCUCAGCCCGCAGCACAACGACACUCUGCUGCGUACUCGAUGUAUCCAUCGUCUAUUAGCCUGAAUAGAUCGAAUUCCUCCGCUUACCCACUCUCAUUCAAAUCAGAGGAGAUUUUGAACAACAACCCUCCCACCAUUGCUAAGCGAACGAAUACCUUCCCGUCAAUUCCAAGUAAUGCUAAAAAGCAGAAAACAAAUCAGGAGAAGCGCAUUUCCUCCAUUUCAAGGAGAAACACACAAGAAAUUAUAGCUAAGCAAAUUGCAGAAAAUAACAAAUCGAAAACGAUCGGAGAGUAUGCACAGAUCGUAAAACAUGCGGAAAUCAAAGUCUUGAGCAUGGACUCUCAAAACACGUCAAAGGCAGCCUUGCAAUUAGCGGAACAAAACAGAGAAAGAGAAAGACAAGUGUUUGCGUUACUUUGGCUGAUGAAAAAUUGUAAGUCACAGCAUGAUAGUUAUGUGCCAAGAGGCAAAAUAUUCGCUCAAUAUGCUUCUUCCUGCUCUCAAAACAAUCUGAAGCCCUUAUCUCAAGCUUCAUUGGGAAAGUUGAUAAGAACAGUCUUUCCUGAUUUGACGACUAGGAGACUGGGCAUGAGAGGUCAAUCUAAAUAUCACUACUGCGGGUUAAAACUAGCUGCCAAUGAAAGCAGCGGGUCUGUGGUCCUUAAUAACAAUACUAAUUCUUUGUCCUUAGUACACAACAACGACCCUAUAUCGCCCCUAUCGUCACCAUCACCAUCGUCGUCUUCGCCGCAGAUGCCUAUAGUUUUAUCACCAUUCCCCCUAGAAAGAAAAUCUAUAUCUCGAACCGCGUCACCAGUUAAGCAAAUCAGUAAUGACAACUCUAACGAACCCGAACCCGAAUCACAACAGCAUAGCGAAACAACAAAUAAAUCAAAUUCUUUAUUAGCAACGACGAAUAAUACAGCGGGAACACUCUCGUCAGAAGAGUUGAGUUUUGACGAUGAUUUAAUCAGUAAAGUUUUCAUUUGUAAGGAUAAACUAUCAGAUAGCUACAAUACCCAAAUAUCAUCGAGUACAGAACAUCCAUUGCCGUCAUUGUACAAGAUAGAGUUCCCAAAGAUUCCCAGAAAUUUACUUCCUUCAGAUACUGAUUUGGAUGUCAUAUCAUCCUUAGAGUCAUUAUAUCAUAUCCAUUGCAAUUCUAUUUAUGAAUGUAUCAAAUUUUUGAAGAGUGAUAAAAUAUCAAAUGCAUUGUUUUUCUCAAACUCCAAUUCUAUUUCACCCACAAUGUUUAAUCUGUUCACCUCUGAGACGUUGAUUGAUUGGGUUACUAGGUGCGACUUAAUCACCUAUACUGGGUUAAUUAAAUUUUUCUCUCAAUUCAUAGUUCAUUCAAAUGAAAUAAGCGAUUCCAUAAUUCAAAAACUGGAAAUAAUGAUCAAACUUUUCCCUGAGCAAGUCAAUAAGGCUGUUGUAGAAUUACCUAGGCCACUAAUGCAAAAAAAAAUAUCCAUCGUUAAUGGAUUUACCAAAUUAGUUAAAAAACUAAUCAAGCUAUUAAAGUUCAUUUUGAACUUUCUAAAAAGUUUUCCUAUUUUUAAAAAUGGCAUGAAUAAUGACUGGAAAAAUAUUGUAAACUUGGAUGAUAUCUUGGACAUGAUGGUUAAUGAGGAUGAUACAAAUUCGGAAACAAACUCAAUAAUGCAACGUUUACAAGGAUUUUGUCAAGUUUUCGUAACGAAAUUUUUGAAUUCCUCUAUGAGCAUCAGUAAUGACCCUUCGAUAUCCAUCGAAUGCAAAUCAUUAAAUGAAAUGAUCAAAGACUUUUGUUUCUUCAUCUCCGAUCAAAGCAAAUUCUCAUGCUUAAAGCUAAUCGAUUGUAGCACAAGAUUCAGAAAUGCAAUAAUCGGUGAUAUCAGUUUGAAGUCAAAUGAAAAUUUACUAUCAUGGCUUUUUCUCAAUAAUGUCCUGGGCCAAUUACAGAACUACUGUUUUGAAGUCUUAAAAUUCAUCAAAGGUCUAAAAGUUUAA